Molecule: messenger RNA, 1416 nt
Organism: Ochotona princeps (American pika)
Lineage: Eukaryota; Metazoa; Chordata; Mammalia; Lagomorpha; Ochotonidae
Product: zinc finger protein 135
Source: RefSeq, a predicted model, not a curated record
AUGACUCCAGAAAGACAAGGUCCCCGUACAUGGGAAACACACAGGAAGAGAGAGAAACCCAUCUCAAAGUCAAAUGCUCCACAGAAAACCUAUGCAAAACAGAAACUCUACAAAUGUCAGCAAUGUGAGAAGGCCUUUUGUCACAGCUCAACACUCCUUGAACACCAGCGGACGCACACAGGAGAGAGACCCUACAAAUGCCAUGACUGUGGGAAAGGGUUCGGCAACAGCUCGGCAUUCACCAAACACCAGAGGAUCCACACUGGGGAGAAACCCUACCAAUGCCCUCAGUGUGGCAGGACGUUCAACCAGAUUGCACCACUAAUCCAGCACCAGAGAACUCACACUGGGGAGAAGCCCUACGAGUGCAGUGAAUGUGGGAAAUCCUUCAGCUUCAGGUCUUCCUUCAGCCAGCACGAGCGGACUCACACUGGCGAGAAACCCUAUGAGUGUGGUACAUGUGGGAAAGCCUUCCGGCAGAGCAUUCACCUCACGCAGCACCAGCGCAUCCACACAGGGGAGAAGCCCUAUCAGUGUGGAGAAUGCGGCAAGGCCUUCAGCCACAGUUCAUCGCUGACCAAGCACCAGCGCAUCCACACGGGGGAGAAGCCCUACGUGUGCCAUGAGUGUGGAAAAGCCUUCACGCAAAUCACACCACUGAUCCAGCACCAGAGGACCCACACGGGAGAUAAGCCUUACGAGUGCAGCGAGUGUGGGAAAGCCUUCAGCCAGAGCACUCUGCUGACAGAACACCGCAGGAUUCACACCGGGGAGAAGCCCUACGGGUGCAAUGAGUGCGGAAAAACCUUCAGUCACAGUUCCUCCCUGAGCCAGCACGAGCGGACACACACUGGGGAAAAGCCCUACGAGUGCCGCCAGUGUGGCAAGGCCUUUCGGCAGAGCACACACCUAACACAGCACCAGAGAAUCCACACUGGGGAGAAGCCCUACACAUGCAGAGACUGUGGUAAGGCCUUCAGCCACAGCUCCUCCCUGACUAAACACCAGCGCAUCCACACAGGGGAGAAGCCCUACGCAUGCCUGGUGUGUGGUCGGGCCUUCAGCCAGCUGGCUCCCCUCAUUCAGCACCACAGAAUCCACACAGGAGAGAAGCCCUAUGAAUGUGCUGAGUGUGGUCGGGCCUUCAGCCAGAGCUCCCUUCUCAUCGAACACCAGCGGAUUCACACCAAGGAAAGGCCCUACGGGUGCAAGGAAUGUGGGAAAUCCUUCAGUCACAGCUCGUCAUUGAGCCAGCAUGAGCGCACACACACGGGGGAGAAGCCCUAUGCAUGUCAGGACUGUGGCAAGUCCUUCCGGCAGAGCACCCACCUGACGCAGCACCAGAGGAUCCACACCGGGAGAGGCCCUACAAGUGCAAGCACUGUGGCAAGGCCUUUACCCACAGCUCUUCUCUGA